AUGGCCCACGUCGGCCCCGGAGAACUGGACAACAUGGAGGGGCCUCCCUCGGUCAACAACAACAAUCCCACCCGAUGGGAGAGCCCCGAGCGGGGCUGGGAUCGGGAAGCCCCGGCAGCCCCAGCAGCAGCUUCUGGGUCAGCCAAUGCAGCUGCCUCCCUCUUUGAGUGUUCCCGAAUCAAGGCAUUGGCAGAUGAGCGGGAGGCUGUACAGAAGAAGACAUUCACCAAGUGGGUGAAUUCUCACCUGGGGCGAGUGGGCUGCCGCAUCAGCGACCUGUACGGAGACCUGCGCGAUGGCUACGUGCUCACCCGACUUCUGGAGGUGCUGUCAGGGGAGCAGCUGCCGCGGCCCACGCGGGGCCGCAUGAGGAUCCACUCCCUGGAGAACGUGGACAAGGCACUGCAGUUCCUGAAGGAACAGCGCGUCCACCUGGAGAACGUGGGCUCCCAUGAUAUUGUGGAUGGGAACCACCGGCUCACGCUCGGGCUCGUCUGGACCAUCAUCCUUCGCUUCCAGACCAUGGAGUCCCAGGUGGAAGAGUGGUGCCGGGAAGUGGGGGAGCUUCAGGCCCAGACGGCAGCCUUGCCCCUGGAACCCGCAAGCAAGGAGCUGGUAGGGGAGCGGCAGACAGCGGUGGGCACACGCAUCGUGCGCCUCAUCGAGCCCUUGAAGGAGCGGCGGCGCCUUUUGCUGGCCUCCAAGGAGCUUCACCAAGUAGCCCAUGAUCUGGAGGACGAGAUCGCGUGGGUCCAAGAACGAUUGCCUUUGGCGACUCAGACCGACAGGGGGAACAGCUUGCAAUCUGUGCAGCAGCUGAUUAAGAAAAACCAGAGCCUCCGGAGAGAGAUCCAGGGGCACCGAGGCCGCGUGGAAGAGGUGCUGGAGCGUGCUGGGGCCCUGGCCUCCCUGCGCAGCCCAGAGGCCGAGGUGGUGAGCCAGGGCCUGGAGAGGCUGCAGGGCCUGUGGAGCUCCCUGCAGGAGGAGGCCGAGGGGAGGCAGCAGAUGCUGGAUGCCGCCUUCCAGGUGGAGCAAUAUUACUUUGAUAUGUCCGAGGUGGAGGCCUGGUUGGGGGAGCAGGAGCUGCUGCUGAUGAGCGAAGAGACUGGCAAGGAUGAGCAGAGCACGCUCCAGCUUCUGAAGAAACACCUGCUGUUGGAACAGAGCAUCGAGAACUAUGAGGAGAGCAUUGCCCAGCUCUCACGCCAGUGUCGCUCACUGCUGGAGAUGGGGCACCCGGACAGUGAGCAGAUCAGCCGGCGCCAGUCUCAGGUGGACCGCCUGUACGUGGCCCUGAAGGAGCUGGGUGAGGAGCGCCGGGCACGCCUGGAGCAGCAGUAUUGGCUCUAUCAGCUGAGUCGCCAGGUGGACGAGCUGGAGCACUGGAUCGCCGAGAAGGAGGUGGUGGCCGGCUCGCCCGAGCUGGGGCAAGACUUCGAGCAUGUCACAGUCCUGCAAGAAAAGUUCACAGAGUUUGCCAGCGAGACGGGGAAUGCCGGGCGGGAGCGGCUGGCCGCCGUGAACCAGAUGGUAGACGAGCUGAUCGAGUGCGGGCACACGGCCGCGGCCACCAUGGCCGAGUGGAAGGAUGGGCUCAACGAGGCCUGGGCCGAGCUGCUGGAGCUCAUGGGCACGCGGGCCCAGCUCUUGGCUGCCUCUCGGGAGCUCCACAAAUUCUUCAGUGAUGCCCGGGAGCUGCAGAGCCAAAUUGAAGAGAAGCGGAGGAGGCUGCCCCGCCUGACUGCCCCGCCAGAGCCCAGGUCGAAUGCGGGCAGUGUGCAGCGGGCACUGAGGGCCUUUGAGCAUGACCUGCAGCUGCUCGUGUCCCAGGUAAGGCAGCUCCAGGAGGGGGCGGCUCAGCUUCGGACCGUGUACGCGGGGGAGCACGCUGAGGCCAUUGCGGGCCGCGAGCAAGAGGUUCUUCAAGGCUGGAGGGAGCUGCUGGCUGCCUGUGAGGAUGCCAGGCUGCACGUCAGCUCCACGGCAGAUGCCCUGCGUUUCCAUAGCCAGGCCCGAGACCUGCUGACCUGGAUGGAAGGCAUCGUGGGCCAGAUCGGGGCCACUGACAAACCCAGGGACGUGUCCUCGGUGGAGGUGCUAAUGAACUAUCACCAGGGCCUGAAGACUGAAAUCGAGGCCCGGGGCCCAGAGCUGGCCUCCUGCCUGGAGCUGGGCCGUUCGCUGCUGCUGAGCAAGAGCCCCAUGGCAGAUGAGAUCCAGGCCCAGCUGGACAAACUAGUGUCUCGGAAGGAGGCGAUGACGGAUAAGUGGGACCAGCACUGGGAGUGGCUGCAGCAGAUGCUGGAGGUCCACCAGUUUGCGCAGGAGGCCGUGGUGGCCGACGCCUGGCUGAAUGCCCAGGAGCCCCUGCUCCAGAGCCGGGAGCUGGGCAGCAGCGUGGACGAAGUGGAGCAGCUGAUCCGGCGGCACGAGGCCUUCCGCAAGGCGGCUGCGGCCUGGGAAGAGCGCUUCAGCUCCCUCCGGCGCCUCACCACGAUUGAGAAGCUGAAGGCUGAGCAGAGCAAGCAGCCCCCGACACCGCUCCUGGGGCGCAAGAUCUUUGGGGACCCCACAGAGCUUGCGGCCAAGGCGGCCCCGCUGCUGCGGCCUGGACCCUAUGAGCGUGCCCUGGAUCCGCUGGGCAGGAGAAGCCCGGAGCCCCUGGCUGUGCCUAGCCGACUGGACUCGCCCCUGGCCGAAGGCCGAGCCAGGGUGGCCUACGUCCGGCAGGAACUGAAGCCCGAGAGGUUACAGCCCCGGCUGGACCGGCUCCAUGAGGGCCUUGUAGAAGCACUGCCCAGCCUUGGGCUGGGGCCCGGGCCUGGGGUUGGGGCUGGGCCCGAGGAGGCCUCUGGACCUCGGAGGGAGAGGCCCGAGACCCGAGGGGCAGCCCCGGUGGAGGUCACGGUGGAGCGGGGCCGACCCGAGCGGCAGGUGUCCACUGAGCUGGAGGAGCUGCCCCGGCGGAGGGUAGAGAGGCAUCCGGAGAGGCAGGAGUCCGUGGAGGCAGAGCUCAACCCCGUGGCCAGCCUCACCCUGGGCCGCUACGAGCAGCAGGAAAGGCGCAGGGAACGCCGAGAGAGGAGGCUGGAACGCCAGGAAUCCAGUGAGCAGGAGACCCCCCGGACAGACCCUGCCAGAGGGAAGGCCACCCUGGCUGACAUUGUCGAGCAGCUCCAGGAGAAGGAGUCAAGCCCGGGGCCUUCAGCCAAUCCCUCGAUCCCUCAGUCCCGGGAGCUCCCACCCUCGUUCCCUGAGCGGAUGCCCCGGCCUGACCGGCCCCGUGCCCGCGACCGGCCCAAGCCCCGCCGGCGUCCUCGGCCCCGGGAUCCCAGUGGUGAAGGAGGCGGUGCCGGGAGGAGGUCUCGCUCUGCCCCCGCCCAGGGCACCAGCGCCCCACCGCCCCCGCCGCCCAGCCACACAGUACAGCGUGAAGGCUUCUUGCUCCGCAAGAGAGAGCUGGAAGGGCCCAACCGCAAGGCUUCCAACAGGUCCUGGAUGAAUUUGUACUGUGUGCUCAACAAAGGGGACCUGGGAUUCUACAAAGAUGCCAAGGGCCCGUCGUCGGGUGGCACUCAUGGAGGGGAGCCCCUGUUCAGCCUGCACAAUGCCAUCUGCGAGGUGGCCAAUGACUACAAAAAGAAAAAGAACGUCUUCAAACUCAAGACCCACGAUGGCAGCGAGUUCCUUCUCCAGGCCAAAGAUGAGGAGGAAAUGAAGGGCUGGCUCCAGGCCAUGGAAAGCUCGGUGGCGGAGCACGCGGAGAUCUCCCGUUGGAGCCAGACUCUGCCCACCACAUCCUCCACGGAUGAGGCGAACCCAAGGCCAGAAGGCCCAGGCCCUCGAAGAGCUAGUGGCCGCAGGAAGUGA
Messenger RNA from Gracilinanus agilis (Agile Gracile Mouse Opossum), 3870 nucleotides. It is a transcript of the gene SPTBN4, whose product is annotated as spectrin beta, non-erythrocytic 4. The record is from RefSeq and is a predicted model, not a curated record. The transcript is spliced from 19 exons. Gene Ontology annotation, molecular function: actin filament binding; phospholipid binding. Gene Ontology annotation, biological process: actin cytoskeleton organization. Lineage: Eukaryota; Metazoa; Chordata; Mammalia; Didelphimorphia; Didelphidae. Gene Ontology annotation, cellular component: cortical actin cytoskeleton; cell junction; cell projection. Bases 1 to 3870 code for a protein of 1289 amino acids.